CCGAAGCAUGGCGGUAAUCUCAAAUUCAACAUGACAGACGGGAAACGAAAGAGAUUGAGCUUAAAAAACAAGAAACCAUCUGUUCAACCGGGUAUAUUUCCUGACAACGACAAUAAUGGGAACGUUUCUAAGAAGAGAAAGAUUUCCAGUACCAUGCGGUCUAAUUCCAGUCCUAAAAACCUGGAUAACAUCGCAGAAGGAAAUGAAGAUUCUGAAGAACCCGAAAUUAUCUGCCUCUCAGAUGAGGAAACAGGCAAUCAUAAACAAGUCCACCAAAGAAGCAGUGAUACAGUGGUUGCAUCAAUUCUAGAUGUUCCUGACAAACAGUUGAGAGAAUUGAGAAGAAGAUUACUUGAACUAAGAAGACAGGAGUCGGAGACAGGGUACAUACAAGAGUUGCCCGAACUUAAACUGAUGGAAAAACAGAAAAAAGAUGGACCAAGGGAAACAACUCAUGUUGCCUUAUUGUCAUCCAGUGAUCAGGAGUACUCUCCCCUGCCUCAGAUGUGUUUUGCCUGUGCAAGGAGGAAACCAAUUAAUCAUAAUUUCAGCUCAGUUGUGAACUCAAUACUUAAUUCACCACAUAGCAAUAACAGUUCUUCAGAUUGCAAUUCUCCGAAGGUAACGGCCUUUAAAAUGACUGAAAGUUGUUCACCACUGAAGCAAAGAUCUUCCCCAUCAGAAUGUGAUGAACAUGAUCAGGCUGUUGUCACUUCAAAAUCAUUAGUUUUAGAUUCUGAAGAUAUGUCAGAUUUUGAAGAAGAUGUUCUGAUGUUUGAUACUGAAGAGACACAUAAGAUGCAAACAUGUGAAAAAAGCAAAAUAGUUUUAAAAAACCCAACACUGAACACACUGAAAGAUGGACCCAGUUCAUCAGUGGAUGCCGAGGCGUCAGCUCCUCGCUGUGAGGACAACAUACUGUCUGCAUGUCCGUUGUGUACCAUGGAGUUCGGAAAAGGGACAUCCCAACUGGACAUAGAUGGCCACAUCGCUGCCUGCCUCUCAGCUGCCGGGGAUGAUGCCACAUGGUGAUCUGGACACUGAGCCUUCAACCCAUGAAGAUUCGACUUAGAAUUAGUCUUCAGAAACCCAUGCUUGUCGUAAGAGG
Messenger RNA from Haliotis rufescens (red abalone), 1108 nucleotides. RefSeq lists its product as uncharacterized. Gene Ontology annotation, molecular function: ubiquitin binding. NCBI's taxonomy places the organism in Eukaryota, Metazoa, Mollusca, Gastropoda, Lepetellida, Haliotidae. The transcript is spliced from 4 exons. The record is from RefSeq and is a predicted model, not a curated record. Bases 31 to 1032 code for a protein of 333 amino acids.